AUGGCAAGAGGGGGAAGUCACCAGAAACUUAUGGUAUUUAUUCGAGGGAAAGCUCUGUCUGGGGCCCCGAUUAUCAAUGGGACUAAUCAGUUGCCGAAACCUCCGAUUAUAGGAGGGAUUACUAUAAGGAAGAUUAUCAUGAAGGCAUGGGCUGUGACGAUAAUGUUGUACAUCUGUUCGUCGCCUAAAAAUGCACCAGGUUGUCCGAGUUCAGCUCAGACCAAAAGACUGAAGGCAGUUCCUACUCUUCUGACUCAAGCACUGAAUAAAAGGGACAGGGGGCUGGACCUUCGAGGUUCUAAAAUUCCUGUCAUUGAAAAUCUAGGUGCUGCCUUAGACCAGUGUGAUGCUAUUGAUUUUUCUGACAAUGAAAUCAGGAAACUAGAUGGUUUCCCUCUGUUGAGAAGACUGAAAACAUGAUUGGUGAACAACAACAGAAUAUGCCGUACACUUGAGGGACUUGAUCAGUCUCUACCCUGUUUGACAGAACUCAUCCUUACUAACAACAGUCUUGUGGAACUGGGUGAUCUCGACCCUUUGGCAUCUCUCAAAUCAUUGACUUAUCUAAGUAUUUUAAGAAAUCCUGUAACAAAUAAGAAGCAUUACAGACUAUAUGUAAUUUAUAAAGUUCCACAAGUCAGAGUACUGGACUUCCAGAAAGUGAAACUAAAAGAGCGUCAGGAAGCAGAGAAAAUGUUCCAGGGCAAACGGGGUGCACAACUUGCAAAGGAUAUUGCCAGGAGAAGCAAAACUUUUAAUCCAGGUGCUGGUUUGCCAACUGAUGGAAAAAAAGGUGGGCCAUCUCCGGGGGAUGUAGAAGCCAUUAAGAAUGCUAUAGCAAAUGCAUCCACUCUGGCUGAAGUGGAGCGGCUGAAGGGGCUGCUGCAGUCUGGUCAGACACCCGGCAGAGAGCGUCGAUCAGGAACAGAUUUGCUGCAUUCAACUCCAGUGACAGAACCUGAUGAGCUGUGGGAUGGCAUCAAGAACAUCAUUCCUAAAAAGCAAAAGGACCCACUGAUAGUGGUGAAGAGGAGAUGGAAGAAGACACCAUCACCAACAUGUCUUGAGCAGUGUGGCUUAGACCCAUAG
Echinops telfairi (small Madagascar hedgehog) is the source of this 1089-nucleotide messenger RNA. RefSeq names its product U2 small nuclear ribonucleoprotein A'-like. Gene Ontology annotation, molecular function: U2 snRNA binding; protein binding. Gene Ontology annotation, biological process: mRNA splicing, via spliceosome. The transcript has 2 exons. The record is from RefSeq and is a predicted model, not a curated record. Lineage: Eukaryota; Metazoa; Chordata; Mammalia; Afrosoricida; Tenrecidae. Gene Ontology annotation, cellular component: U2 snRNP.